UUUGUAAUAUUCCCUUCGCUUCUUCUUCUUCUUCUUCAAUUGGCUUCCAUCGAGUCCAGAAAUCCAGACAGGAUCGUGGCAUACUCAGUCUCUGUAUUGUAUACUAGAAAAAAGCUGAUCCAUGGGAUGCUCUGCCUCUCUUCCCGAUAGGAAUUCUGGAGGUUUAAGUGCUCUUAACAGUUCCGAAAAUGCGCCUCCGGCAGAUACCAAGAAUCUACGGGUAAAGUUAGUCCUAUUAGGAGAUUCCGGUGUUGGUAAAAGCUGCAUUGUCCUCCGCUUUGUCCGUGGUCAGUUUGAUACCACAUCAAAGGUAACUGUUGGAGCUUCAUUCUUGUCCCAAACAAUAGCUUUGCAAGAUUCAACCACAGUUAAGUUUGAAAUAUGGGAUACAGCAGGUCAAGAGCGGUAUUCUGCACUUGCACCGCUAUACUAUCGUGGAGCUGGAGUUGCUGUUAUCGUAUAUGAUAUAACAAGUCCAGAUUCAUUCAAGAAAGCUCAGUACUGGGUUAAGGAACUGCAAAAGCAUGGAAGCCCUGACAUAGUAAUGGCUUUAGUUGGUAACAAGGCCGAUCUUCACGAAAAGCGAGAAGUACCCGUCGAGGAUGGAGUUGAGUUUGCGGAGAAGAACGGGAUGUUCUUUAUCGAGACUUCGGCAAAGACAGCAGAUAACAUAAAUCAACUUUUUGAGGAACUCGGCAAGAGGAUCCCUCGUUCACCUCCUUCAUGAUCAAGCGCUUGACGGUCCAAAUGGACACAAAAGAAGAAGAAGAAGAAAGUAGCUGUUGAUGAGACCCACUUAACCACAUGUGAGAAUGAACUAGGGGUGGACACUUCGGUUCGGGAAUUUAGUACCGAUCCGAUCCGUCCCGAAACCAAACCAUACCAAACCGAACCGAAUAAUGUUUGGUUCUAAUUUGGUACACUUUUUAUGGAACCGAAUGAACCGUUCCCAAACCGAACCGUAUGAAUACCGAAUCGAACCGUAUGAAUACCGAACCAAAAUUCGAAUA
Molecule: messenger RNA, 1010 nt
Organism: Tarenaya hassleriana
Lineage: Eukaryota; Viridiplantae; Streptophyta; Magnoliopsida; Brassicales; Cleomaceae
Product: ras-related protein RABF1-like
Exons: 8
Coding region: 122-727 (201 amino acids)
Molecular function (GO): GTP binding; GTPase activity
Source: RefSeq, a predicted model, not a curated record